AUGUCUUCAUAAUCUAAUGUAAUUACAUAGUCACCCCUAAUUUCUCUGAUUUGUCUCAUUUCCUCCAUCGCUAGCUUAAGCCCGUAUCUAAUUUUAGUCAUUAUUCUUUUCCAUCAUCUUUGAUCUCUCGCCGGCGAGAUUCCGACAAACGAAGUGACAGAAACCAAGUGAAAGAAAGAGAUAACAUUUGCGAAGAUGAACACGAUAGCGAAGCGAGUCACGGGACUGCUGACUCGACCGAGUCAGAGCCAGAUGCAGCAGGAGAGAGGGAUAAGGGUGAAGGUGUUCUCGGGGGAUCUAGACAAGGCGCUGACGAUUCUGCAGAGGAAGAUGCAGUCGAGCGGGAUGGAGAGGCUGAUCAAAGCGCAGCAGACUCAUCACAUCAAGAACUCGGAGAAGAAGGUCCUCGCUAGGAAGAAUCUUGAACGCAAGAUCAAAUCCAUUGACUUUGCUCGCAAGCUACAGUCCAUCCUCAUCAAGAAAGUCAGAGGUUUAUGAGAGCCUGAGCUGCUGCUAUAACCAUUCAUCAUCUUUUUUAUCAUUACAUUUUCGGAGGAACGAGUGUUGAUCAGUGCUUAGUAUCUGUGAUAUAACACACUUGUGAUCCAUAAUUGUUUUUUUUUUUUUCGUUUUGAACUUGUUGAGGAAUGGAAUCAUUCUAUGUGGAAUUUGGUAUAAUCUUGGAAUACCAGUAGUUGUUUACUAUAUGAAUAAAUGCUCUUCUCUU
Molecule: messenger RNA, 727 nt
Organism: Raphanus sativus (radish)
Lineage: Eukaryota; Viridiplantae; Streptophyta; Magnoliopsida; Brassicales; Brassicaceae
Exons: 3
Coding region: 196-498 (100 amino acids)
Biological process (GO): translation
Cellular component (GO): ribosome
Molecular function (GO): structural constituent of ribosome
Source: RefSeq, a predicted model, not a curated record